UUGCUCCGCGCAUGCUCACUGCCGGAACCCGAGCGCUUUCUGGCGCCCGCCUCGCCCUCCCGCCCUUCCCGCGGUGGACGUGAGGUACCGGCUGACGUUGCCUGAGGGCGGCGGGGCGGGCACGUGAGGCGGCUGAGGAGAGAUGGAGGCGCUGGACCGGGUGGUAAAGCCUAAAACUAAGAGAGCAAAAAGAUUUCUUGAGAAGAGAGAGCCCAAACUUAAAGAAAAUACAAAAAAUGCUAUGCUCAUAAAAGGAGGAAAUGCAAACUUAACAGUGACUGAAGUGCUUAAAGACAUUUAUGCUGUGAAGAAGCCUUUUGCUGUACUGUAUAAAAAGAAAAAUAUUACUAGGCCUUUUGAGGAUCAAACAUCAUUGGAAUUUUUUUCCAAGAAAUCAGAUUGUUCUUUGUUUCUGUUUGGCUCUCAUAACAAGAAGCGACCUAACAACCUGAUAAUAGGUCGCAUGUUUGACUAUCAUGUCCUAGACAUGAUUGAGUUAGGCAUUGAGAAGUUUGUAUCCCUAAAAGAUGUCAAGAACAGUAAAUGUCCUGAAGGAACAAAACCGAUGUUGAUAUUUGCUGGCGACAUGUUUGAAGUAAAUGAGGAAUACAGAAGACUGAAGAGCCUUCUUAUUGAUUUCUUCAGAGGUCCUAGCGUGCCCAAUAUUCGUCUGGCUGGUUUAGAGUACGUUCUGCAUUUCACAGCUGUAGAUGGGAAAAUUUACAUGCGAAGCUAUAAGGUGCUUCUGAAGAAGUCUGGCUGUAAAAUACCAAGAAUUGAACUGGAAGAGAUGGGACCUUCAUUAGAUCUGGUUAUGAGGAGGACACAUUUAGCCUCGGAUGACCUUUAUAAGCUGUCUUUAAAACAACCAAAAGCCCUGAAGCCUAAGAAGAAAAAGAAUAUCUCCCAUGAUGUGUUUGGUACAACUUAUGGUCGAAUCCACAUGCAGAAGCAAGAUCUUAGUAAACUGCAGACACGGAAAAUGAAAGGGUUAAAAAAGAGGCCAGCAGAGAAGUCAACUGAAGAUGGUGGGGUUAGUCCCAAAAAGUCAAAAUCAGCUUCAUAGUCUGUAACAGCUUUGAAAACUUUUUGUACCUUCACAUUUAGUAUAUAUAUAUAUAGUAAUAUAAAUGUGUCGGACAUAAAAGACUCAGCUGCUGUUAGCUUUAGUUUUAUAUAAAACAAAAUCUUUUUAAUUGUUUGUCAUUUUAAAGGGAACAUGGGAGUAUUGAGCUUUAAUAUGGAACUUGGUAAUUUAAAAUAAAAAAAAUUGAUAUAACUUGCUUAGUUUUCCAA
Messenger RNA from Haliaeetus leucocephalus (bald eagle), 1296 nucleotides. It is a transcript of the gene RPF2, whose product is annotated as ribosome production factor 2 homolog (S. cerevisiae). NCBI's taxonomy places the organism in Eukaryota, Metazoa, Chordata, Aves, Accipitriformes, Accipitridae. Gene Ontology annotation, cellular component: nucleolus. The coding region runs from base 143 to 1066 and encodes 307 amino acids. The record is from RefSeq and is a predicted model, not a curated record. The transcript is spliced from 10 exons. Gene Ontology annotation, biological process: ribosomal large subunit assembly; maturation of LSU-rRNA from tricistronic rRNA transcript (SSU-rRNA, 5.8S rRNA, LSU-rRNA). Gene Ontology annotation, molecular function: rRNA binding.